GAAGUACGCCGCACACAACCGUAGAAUGGGGCACAGCCGCCAUGACGUGGGAAUUGGCUGCAUCCCAGCUGCUGCACUUUGACGAUGCGGGAGUGCCCAGGGGGUCUUGCAGAGCCUAUGGCUGCGACUGCUACCAGCCGCCAGUGGCAAGGCCAAUCACCUUGGAUGGCCGUCGUCCAGCAUGCUCAAACCAUGCUGCUCCUUGCCAUCGGUGUGGGCGACCAGCAGAAGAUCACGGAGAUCUGAGCCGUUGGUAUGACGCUGCUUUGGCCUGGUUGCGUCGAAUGAACACCAGCCGGAAAGCCUCCACAGGGCUGCCAGCUCAAGCUCAAAGCUGGGAGCCUUGUGCAGCUGUGCUGUGGGCCCUGUCAGGUUCUGCCUUCGACCUGGGAAGCCAAGUUGAGGAGUACAGGGAAGAACGCUUUGUGGGUGACACCAAGCUGAUCUCUGUCAUUGCCGUUACAAGCCAGGGCAGGCAUGCGUUUCACCCACUCCUCUAUGAGACCUUCCGACGUCAAACAUACGAGCCAGCGGAGCUCAUUGUGGUGGACAGUGGCGCAGAGCCAUCAACAUAUAUGCUGGAGCGCAAGAGCGAAGAUGAAAGAGUGUUCUACUACUUCUUUAAGGCAGAGAGCUCACAACAGCCUGGAUCACCGCGGCUUCAAGAGGAGUCUGCAGCCGAUGCCAUGGCACCGGCCUUGAGGAGCGACAAUCCAAUGGAGUGCACUGAAUGGACACGACGGCGACCUUUUCAAACUGAGGUGAAGAGGGAAGGCUGGACAAAGGGAUUCAAGCGAAACCUAGCUUGCAUGAUGACCAGGGGCUCGACCAUUGUGAUCUUCGAAGAUGGCUGUUUGUAUGCAGAGGAUUACUUGGAGCUGAUGCACCAGGAAUUGUUGAAAGCCGAAGGCAGUUUAGCAGCUGUAGCCUUGCAAACCUGGCACACCGCCUCUUUGGCACAUCAGACCUUUCGUUGGGUGGACCUCACAGAGAGGGACCUACAGCUGCCAGAGGCACUUCCUUUAUCAGACAAGCUGGCCCAUGGAUUUACGCAUGCUUUUCGGAGGGCAGCUUGGCUGAAGCAGCCCUUUCCCGACAAAGAAGGGCCCCAGGACAGACACUUCCUGGAAGCUUUGCAAAGACAAGACAUCAAGGUGCUUCUUCCCAAGCAGCCCCGAGACGCUGCCUUGGCGGCUUGCGGCUGGUGCCAGCAGAACCUUUCCACCGCCCAGGAUGCCGCCACCAAUGUCAAUUUGUACUCCGAGUUGCUUAUCCUUGCAUGUCGUGGACACGAGGAAAGCUCGACACCUCAACGGCUGAGCCCUUUGCUGCCAUUUGCAAUGUCCGGAGUCGAGGCAUUUACAGCAAAGAGCGAGAUGCGGCUGAAGCAGAUGCUCGAAAAGGAGGGCACCGUCUACGUGUAUGGCUGCACCUUUGACAUAGGUCAAUUCUCUCGAGCUGGUGGGGCCGUUGCUGAGGGCCGCGAGUACGAUGACGGCACAACAUGGUUUCCAGGUUGGAUUUGGCGCAUGGCUAUUUGCCGGACAUGCGGAACUCAUAUCGGCUGGCGCUUCGAGAGCAGGUCUUGGAACAAGUCAGGUGGCCGUGGCGAUGCCUCCCUCUUCUGGGGAUUGAUUUGGCGGCACUUGCGCGAGCAUUGUGCUGCUGGACCACAACCGCAAACUUCGAAACGUCCAGAGCUUCGCUGCCCGAAGGAGCAUCCUUUGCGACGCUACGCCACACCGCAUGCACACUAUAUUUGCGACGUGUGCAACCGACAGGUGAAGGUUGGUGAGCAUCUUUGGGGGUGCGGUGCUUGUGACUAUGACAUGUGCGACGGAUGCAAGGCCAAGGUCAUCCAUGGUGCCAAAGUUGAGCACAGAGAGAGUCAAGGUCUUGCAGGCCUUGCGAAGACUGCACAGAAACCAUCCCAGGAAGCACCUCCCGAGGCACAGCAGGCGUUGCCUGCCAUUGCCUUGCCGCUGCGGCCGGAGGUGGCAUUGUGGCGGUGCCAUGCUAUGUAUUGGCCGUGAGAUGAGGUCUGAGAAGAUAUUUGCCCUUUAACUGCAUAUAUAAAUAUAUAAUGUAUUCUAGGAUGUUUGGGUGCUCAAAGGCACCUCAACUCCCAGUGCGCCCUCAGAGGGAGUUCGAAGUUUUGUGAGACGGCUUGUGGUGGGGGUCUUGUACUCGUGAC
Messenger RNA from Durusdinium trenchii, 2194 nucleotides. Lineage: Eukaryota; Dinophyceae; Suessiales; Symbiodiniaceae. The record is from the annotation of a GenBank genome assembly.